Molecule: messenger RNA, 3426 nt
Organism: Heteronotia binoei (common prickly gecko)
Lineage: Eukaryota; Metazoa; Chordata; Lepidosauria; Squamata; Gekkonidae
Gene: ZBED1
Product: zinc finger BED-type containing 1
Exons: 2
Coding region: 160-2286 (708 amino acids)
Biological process (GO): regulation of transcription by RNA polymerase II
Cellular component (GO): nucleus
Molecular function (GO): protein dimerization activity; DNA binding
Source: RefSeq, a predicted model, not a curated record
GGCAGCGGCAAGAGAACCACAGCGCUGCGAGGCAGCCAUGUCGCUAUUGUCUCUGUUUCUGCCUGCUCUGCGAGUCUAUUGUAUCGCCUUCCACGUCGUGCUGCAUCAGUUGCUCCGCCGCCUUCGCCCGGGCUGCCCUUUCAAGCCAGGUACUCAUUAAUGAGUGAAGAGUCAAAAGAUUGGGACAGUGGCCAAGAAGCAAUGGAGAAUAAAAGUUUGGAAACUUCACCAUCAGACCUAAAGUUAGUGGCCCAUCCAAGAGCAAAGAGUAAAGUCUGGAAAUACUUUGGCUUUGAUACCAAUGCAGAAGGAUGUAUAUUACAGUGGAAGAAAAUUUACUGCCGUAUUUGCAUGGCGCAGAUUGCCUAUUCAGGAAAUACGUCCAACCUCUCUUAUCAUCUUGAAAAGAAUCAUCCUGAUGAAUUCUGUGAAUUUGUGAAAAGUAACACUGAGCAAAUGCGGGAGGCCUUUGCAACUGCAUUUUUAAAACUCAAGCCAGAAUCAUCUCAGCAGGUUGUUCAGGAGACCUUAAUUAUGAAGACAAGUCACAACUAUGAGAACAAAAAGCAUCAGGAACUGACGUCUGCCGUGAUCAGUCUAAUAUGUGAGGGCUUAUAUCCUCCUUCUAUUGUAGAUGAACCCACAUUCAGGAAUCUUUUGAGGACUGCUGACCCCCGAUAUGAACUUCCUUGCAGGAAGUAUUUCUGCACAAAAGCGAUUCCUGAAAAAUACAACGCUGUUAGGGAUAUUGUGCUAAAAGAACUUACUGAUAUCCUGUGGUGUGGCAUAUCCACUGAUAUGUGGAGAAGUGAAAACCAGAAUAGAUCCUACGUAACACUGUCAGUUCAUUUUCUCAGCAAUGGCUCAUCUAACUGCCUGUCUGCUAAUUCCAGGUGUUUAAAAACAUUUGAAGUGCCAGAAGAAAACACUGCAGAGACUAUUACGCGAGUCCUUUAUGAAAUAUUCAUUGAAUGGGGAAUAAAUACAAAAGUUUUUGGUGCAACGACAGACUAUGGGAAAGACAUAACAAAAGCUUGCGCUCUUCUGGACAUUCUAGUGCAGAUGCCUUGCUUGGGGAAGACUUUUAAUGCAGGGAUUCAGCAAGCUUUUCAGCUUCCUAAACUGUCUAGUCUCCUGUCCAGAUGUUGUAAACUGGUAGAAUAUUUUCAGCAAUCUGCGGUAGCCAUGUACAUGUUGAGUGAGAAGCAGAAGCAGCAAAACAGUAUGCACUGCAUGCUUGUGAGCGAUCGUAUUUCCUGGUGGGGUAGCACACUUGCUAUGUUGCAACGUCUUAAAGAGCAACAGUUCACUAUUGCUUCUGUCCUUGUGGAGGACAGCAACAAUCACCAUCUCAUGUUGGAAGCCAGUGAAUGGAAUACAAUUGAAGGCUUGGUGGAGCUACUCCAGCCAUUCAAGCAGGUUGCUGAGAUGCUGUCUGCUUCCAAAUAUCCAACCAUAAGUAUGGUGAAACCCCUCCUGCACAUGCUGCUAAAUACGACAUUAAGUAUCAAAGAAAAUGACUUGAAAGAAAUUAGCAUGGCCAAGGAAGUGAUUGCUAAAGAAUUAGCUACAACAUACCAGCAUACACCUGAGAUAGAUAUGUUUCUUAAUGUUGCAACUUUCUUGGACCCGAGAUACAAGAAAUUACCCUUUCUUUCUGUGUUUGAAAGGCAGCAGGUUGAAAACAGAGUAGUAGAGGAAGCAAAAAGUGUGCUAGAAAAAGUGAAAGAGAACACAUUUAGGCCUGAAGAACAGUUCUUUGCAGUUUCUGAAGAGCCACCAUUGAAAAAAGUGGCAGUUGCUUCUCCGCCUCCCCCUACCAGUGCUAUUAAUAAUAUGCUUGCAGAAAUCUUCUGCCAGACAGGGGGUGUUGAAGACCAAGAGGAGUGGCAUGCACAAAUAAUUGAAGAACUGAGCAAUUUCAAGUCCCAAAAAGUGCUUGGGCUAAAUGAGGAUCCACUAAAGUGGUGGUCUGACAGACUAGCUUUAUUUCCUGUUUUACCAAAGGUACUUCAGAAGUACUGGUGCAUUGUGGCCUCAAGAGUUUUCCCUGAGCGCCUUUUUGGCUCUUCUGCCAAUGUUGUUAGUGCUAAGAGGAACAGGUUGGCUCCAGCUCAUGUAGAUGAGCAGAUCUUUUUGUAUGAGAAUUCUCGAAAUGGGUCUGAGGCAGAACCGGAAGAAGAAGAUGAAGGGGAGUGGGGCUUGGAACAGGAGCAAAGUAUUAAUUUAAGUGACACAGCAAAUAUAAACAAUUUCUUCAACAUGCGAGAUAGUAGCUUCAUAUAAUUUGAAUAUAUCUGGUACUUUUUAAGCAUUAGAGAGUGCAUUUGUCUUAAAUUAUCAAAUUUAAUUUCUCAUGAUAAUAAUGUAAAUAGUGAAUGAUGUCACAUAGCUUUUGUCAUAAGUAUAUAUAAUAUGUGUGUGAGUGUGUGUAUAAAUAAUGUAUGACUCCUGUCGUAAGUCAUUGCUGUGACCUUUGAGUCCAAAACAAUGAGACAGGCUUGCAAAUUAAUUCUCAUGAAACUCUGGCUCAGUUUCUGCUGUCUUUGGUAGGAAACAGAAGUUAAAUAAUUGAAGUCAAAGGGUAACUUGUAAGCAAUUUAUGCAGCACUUUUUACCUUAUUGAGGGAUUCCCUGAAUGAAGACUUAAUGGAUUGUUCUAACUUGCUUGUAAAGCUAUCUGAAGUAGAACUUUUAAGUCUUAAAAGCUUUGUUUUAAAAAUUUGUUCUCACAAUGCGUCAAAUCAUCAGGAAUUAUUAAUUUUAAUGGAUUGCUUUACAUGUAGCAUUCCCUGGUAGAUUAAUUUUUGUGUUGGAAGCCAUAUGUGCCUAUGCUUUCUCUCUGUCUCUCUCUUUCUUUUUGUCCUGGUGGAUAUGGUAGAUUCCUGAUACAUGCUGUUGAGGUUCUGUGCGUCAGGUAACUGAAAGUAAAAUGAACAUGUGAAUUCACUGCACUAACACAUUUAAGCUGGGCUGUAAAUCAGGGCUCUUUUUCUAGCAGGAGCACCUCUGCAUAUUAGGGCACAUCCCCCUGAUGUAGCCAAUCCUCCAAGAGCUUAGAGGGCUCUUAGUACAGGGCCUACUGUAAGCUCCAGGAGGAUUGACUACAUCAGGGGGAGUGGCCUAAUGUGCAGAGGAACUCCUGCUAGAAAAAGAGCCCUGGCUGUAGUAAUAGCUUCUACACUGCAAAUUGUGAUUUUCUUUUUGUGUGUUAAAGGAUAUAACACCUGUACAAAUAUUUAAGAUUGAGCAAAGACCCGAUUCUUGAGCACAGACCCCAGUGUGGGGCCGCCAAGAGUCACCAUGGGUCCAUGAACAAAGAUUCCAUCUGGGCCCUCCCAUAUAACCCUGAUCUAAACCAAAUAUCAUAACAAAACAAAUCACUUUGCUUGCUCUUACCAUGAAUAAAAGAAUCGACCUAUGUUU